This is a messenger RNA of Ilex paraguariensis (yerba mate), 1757 nucleotides long. NCBI's taxonomy places the organism in Eukaryota, Viridiplantae, Streptophyta, Magnoliopsida, Aquifoliales, Aquifoliaceae. The record is from the annotation of a GenBank genome assembly.
GAACCUAUGGUGAGAAGAUCCAACAGCGGGCGGACCUCAAGCGCAAACACGCGCGCCAGUACGCUUGUGAGGUUACUGACAACAGCCAUGGCCCUUCAAUGGCCCCUUCGUCUCCUUCGUGUACUUCACGUCCUACAUGGAAUAUAGAGACGUGUCCUGUUUUGUGGCCUCACCGACCCGAUUUCAGAAAACACCAAAGCCCUAGCUAGAGGCCUAGACACGGAAGACCUUAAAGACAGACCCAAUUCUACUUUCGUCUUCUGCUUCGCCAUUUUCAGUACCACAUAAACCUUGAGAAUCAGGUUCUUCGAUCUCUCUGUUUUCGCCUGAUCAGGGGUUUUAAGGGUGUGAUUCCUGUUAUAGCAUGAGUAUGCGGGAGCUAAGGGCAACUCCUAUAACGUACACGAGGAACUCACGUCGGAGGAAGGUGGCACUAGAUUUGGAUCUCAAUGUUUUGCCACCGAGUGAGCACCGGGACCAGGAGAGGACUUCGGUUCAUGGUGGGCCUCAUGAUGUGCAAGCUGGUCAACAAGACAUUAACUUACUCCCUGCAGCGAUUGAUCUUGAGGUGCUUGAUGAUGAUGUAAUCAUAUCUUCUCCCAGGGCAUUUGCAGAAGCUAAAAACAAUUCCAGGAGGAAUCAUGAAAGGACUGUUGUGGUUGAUGUAGAUUCUGGUAGUUCAGAAUUACUUGCUGAAGAGGUGCUUCUUUCUUUAGGCCAACGCGUACUGCAAUCAGAAGAAUGGUCAUCUAGGUUGACACUUAAUAACCGCCACAAGCGUAGAAGAGGUUCUGCGAACCAGACAAUUAUAAAUUGUGACCACUACAUAAACUUGGAAGGAAGUAGCAACUAUAUGAAAGAGAAUGCGAGGAAUGUGGCUUCACCUCCACCACCACCGCCAAAAGAGCCUACCUUUAACUGUCCUGUUUGCAUGGGUCCAUUAGUUGAGGAAAUGUCAACAAAAUGUGGUCAUAUUUUUUGUAAGGUGUGCAUUAAGGCUUCAAUAGCUUCUCAGAGAAAAUGCCCCACAUGUCGGAGGAAAGUCACCAUGAAAGAUACAAUUAGGGUCUACCUGCCUGCUGCCAGUUGAGUGCAAGGACUCAGAUAGGAUUGUGCGUGCCGGGCUUUUCGGGUGUCAUGUUUUGGCCAGAGUUUACCGUACCUCCAGGCCCAAUGUUAGGCGGCUGUAAUAUUUGGUUACAUUCUAGGUACCCCUUUGUGUAUGCGUUUACUGUCCAUGUCUAUGUGACUUGGGCAAAAACUAAGUAAUGCACCCCUCACUGGACACUAAUACAUUCCUUAUAUUUUUUUGCCAGAUUAUGGGACAAUUUAACCUUUUGCUAUCAAUAUUCGUAUAUCAUAUGCCAUUUUUCUUGUAAAUAUAUGAACUUGUAUCCUUGGUGAGCUACUAAUUAAAUACGAGUUUUAUUUUAUCAUUUGGUUUGAACUACUGAUGGAAUAUAUAUCUGACAGGUGUUUGGCUUGGACUUCUCUGGCUUGAAGCAGGAGUGUUCAUAGAGGCUGCUUUGGUGAGUUGACCAUCGGUGUGUCAUUUUUUAAACUUAUUACUCAGGAACUCAUAGUUUUAACGGUUAGAAAAUGAAGUCCUUGGGCGUAUAGAGUUGGAGUCGUAGAAACAGCUUCUUUGCAAUACUAGGGUAAGACUGAGUUCAUUCUACAGCGUCUUUGCAAUACUAGGGUAAGACCGAGUUCAUUCUACAGCGUCUUUGCAAUACUAGGGUAAGACUGAGUUCAUU